UUGUAACCUCUAAGUUUUAACUUCAAUACCAUAGUAAUUUAUCUAAAACUUAGUCAAUAAGUCAAUGAUUUUUUAUUUAGUUAAUUUCUUAUAUAUACAAGUUUUUUUUUUUUUUAAAUCAUUGAUUUUCUUAUGACUUGGAUUGUUAUCCUGAACUCGUUAUAACCUUUUUCCUUGCCAAGCAUUUUGAUAUAAUUUGGCAUAAUAUGCUAAGAGAAAUGAAAAUUUGAUUUCUAUUAACAAUUAUGAGGCUGAUAUAGAAUUCAAGAUAGCAUGAUGGAGGUUUGGGCAUUCAUGUCAGAACUAUAGGUAGAAUAGUAACUAUUUGUAAAACUCCGCAAAUCUAAGCAAGUUUUACAUUCGUUGUAUUCAUCAAUUUAGAGUUUCUUUUCCCUUGUAAUCAUGAUUUAUCUUGUUUUCAAACAAGUUGGUACGCCACUAUUGAGACAUUUCUUCUGAUCUUAAUGUGUACAGGAAAAUGGAAUAGAGUGGGAUCAUCCUGUCUUCAAGCUUUAGGGGUGCAUCCAAAAGAGAGGUGGAAAAGCUGAUAAUGAAGAUGGGGGUACCAAGUGGGACCUCCAUUUUCCUGAGUGGAGCUAAUUUAGUCAUUGGAAGUGGAAGCUGCAAUGUCAAGCAAAGCAAUCCCUCUCCAAAAAUCACUAUCCCUCACCCACCCCAACAAGAAGACAAGAGCAGCAUGCAAAAAUAAAACAACCAUAAGUAACAUCUCAUAAUCAUCUUCAUCAACAUCUUAGAUUUUCUUUUCUUCCCUCUUGAUUUCCACCUACUACCAUACCCACCCUGCUCAACUUGCACAAAUCAACCUCCUCAACCUUGUGACUUCUCUUCUCUCUCACCUUUCCUUCUCUUCUUUCCUUCCAUGCUUGUCCUAGAAUUCAUGAAUUGGUUUGCAAAAUUUCCUCACCAACCAUUGAAGCAAAAAUGAUAUAGAACCAGAAACUGUAGCUUCCUAUGCAUUACUGUUAAUCUAGCUGAUCUCUGCUUUUUCUCAUUUUUACAUCUAAGUUUCCCUUCGGCUCUCAAGAUUUUUCCUUCAGUUCAUGCAUUGUUCUUCUAAAACCUCCUAAAUAACUUAAAGUUCAUCAGGGAGAUAGAAUUGCAUUGUGUUAAGUUCAUCAAGUGUUGUCAUUUUUUUUUAUCUGAUUGUUCUCUGCGUCAAUCUCUGUUUUCGUUUUGUUCUUUCUUAUUUGCCAGAUCUUUGUUGCCAAUCAGCCUUGAAAUUCUCAAGAGCGAUCCUAUUUCUAGUGAUGGAUUCUUUCAGUAGAUCAUCUGGUUUCCAUUUUAACCCAAAUUCAAACACCAUUGAUGAUGCAGACCGAGAUUCUGAGUUUUCGGGCAUUCUUGAAAUCUAUGUCCAUCAUGCUAGGAAUAUCCAUAAUAUAUGUAUCUAUGACAAUCAAGAUGUUUAUGCCAAAUUCUCUCUCACCUAUAACCCUGAUGAUACCCACUCAACUAGAAUCAUCAAUGGAGGAGGAAAGAAUCCCGAAUUCAAUGACAACCUGAUGAUGAAAGUCAAUCAAAUUGAUGCUGUCCUCAAAUGUGAGAUUUGGAUGCUUAGUAGGGCUAGAAACUACAUGGAAGAUCAGCUACUGGGAUUUGCUCUGGUUCCAAUUUCACAGGUUGUUGGCAAAGGAAAAGUGACUCAUGACUAUAGCCUAACUUCCACUGAUCUAUUCCAUUCUCCUGCUGGUACCGUCAAAUUGAGUCUUUCUUUGAACACUUCUAUACCUGUCAAUUCCCAGACCAAUUCCUUUCCUGAAACCACCACAACCAGCUCUUCAAUAUCAGCAGAAGUAGUAUUGCUUGACAGAAAAAUAUCCCAAGUCAUUUUAGACCCGGUUGAAUAUUCCAGGAUAGAAUUUCCUGAUAUCAACGUUGUUAGGGAGAACCAGCAAAUGGUGUCAGAGUACUUUGAUGGUUUGAACUCAAGGCCAGGAAUUGCUUCAUUUCUUCACCUGGGUGCCUCUCAUCAGCAUGUUGAAGAUUAUGAAAUGACAGCCGAAGAAAAUCAUGGUGGAUUCAUUUCUCCAAAUGGAAGCCUUCAAAAUUCUGGAUUUUUUAGCUCUUCUACAACAAGCCUAAGCGAUGAUAGGAACUCAGCUGACUCUACUGAGAAGAAGAAGAGUCUUGGUGGGGAGUCACCAAAUUCCCUCAACGCAUCAGUCACUACCGAGACUAAUCCAAGCUCGGGUGCUUGUCCGGAUACCCCAACUUCAAAGAAAGGAGGUGAAACUAGAGACGAGAAAGACUCGAAUUAUUCCAGCAAGGAAGAAGAGAACAACAAAGAAGGAAGCAUGAAUUCUGUUAAAUUCGGACAAGUGUUUUCAGCUCCACUCGGAAACAUCAAUCUUGAAGCAGAACAGUCAGCAAUGCAGCAACAAAUAGUCGACAUGUACAUGAGGAGCAUGCAACAGUUUACUGAAUCUUUGGCUAAGAUGAAGCUCCCAAUGGAUCUUGACAAACCCGAAUGUGAAGAUCGUGGUGAUGUGAUUCAAAACCACAGCAAGAAGAUAGAGCAUGAGAAAAAAGAUGGAUCUCGGGUUUUUUAUGGUAGCCGGGCAUUCUUCUGAGUUCUAAUCAAUCAAACGUUGCUGCAAAAAACUUGAAACUUAUGAUCUGAACUUAUCAAAACUUGGGGGUUUCAGAGCUAUUAUUUUUGACCGAUUUUUAAUUCCUUUUAGUCCUUUGCCUGAUCAACUUCUCUUUGUUUUAGAGCAUAGUUUUCUCGGGAAUUCAGUUGCUAAUCCUUGUAUUGACUUAAAUGUGAGAUUGUAAGUUAUAAAUUGUAACAUGGCAAUGUGAAUAACUGAUGGAUUUCCUUCUGUUUUUGCUCUGGAGAAAAAUGGAAAUCAUUCUUUUAAUUUAUUGCUUUAGA
Molecule: messenger RNA, 2896 nt
Organism: Durio zibethinus
Lineage: Eukaryota; Viridiplantae; Streptophyta; Magnoliopsida; Malvales; Malvaceae
Source: RefSeq, a predicted model, not a curated record